AUGUGGAGGCCAAGGGAAGACACGAGUUGGUUCCAGCAGCUGGGGCAGUCAGGAGCACUUGAGAAGCUUGCUGGAGGCAUCGGUGGAGAGGGCGGGGAGGCGGAAAAGUCUGCAGCAGCACCGGCUGCAGGAGGGGGAGCAGGAGCAGCAGUAGCGGAAAAUCAAGGGUUUGAACGUGGAGGAGGAAUGCUAUUGCUGGCAGAGCCUGCGACUGGCAAUGCAAGGAGGCAUGAUGUCCAGAGAGAGCAUCAGCAGGAGAAGCUUCAGUCUGACGGCAUAAGGCAUGACCACCCUGUGGAUGCAAGCAACCCUCCUCCAUUGCAGGAGCAGCAACAAGAGCAGAAUGAUGGGUGUGGUGGGACUCAGCAAAAUGGGCCAACGGGUUUCCAUGCUGGGGUUGCAGCAAUCUCGCAGGUCAGAUGCAGUUUUGGAAGCCCUCACAUCGGGGUCGCAGUCGUGGGUGGGUCAGCUGGGCGCUGGGUGGAUGAGCAUCAAAUGCAGUGGAGGAUGCAGAAGGCAGGGGAAAAUGCAGCUAUGGGUGUGGGAAUGGGUCAGGCGGAGCAAGAAGCUACACAUGCGGAUAAUCUGGCAGAGGCGGAGAUUCUUCGAGCAUUACAUGCAGAGAUGGAGUCAGAGGAGGUGUUGCGCGAGUACAAGCAGGAGCUGCAGGAGUUCGGCGAGGGGCUCAAGAAGGAGACGGAGGAGCUGGUGGAAACCACCGCCACCACCGUCAGCGACCUGCUUCCUCACUCGACCUGUUCCCUUGUCAUUGUUCCGUCCACGCUGCAUCCCUCCCUCCCUCCCUCCUUCCUCUCUCCUCCCUCCCGCCCUCCCUCCCUCCCUCCCUCCUCCCUCCCUCCCUCUCUCCUCCCUCCCUCCUUCCUCCCUCCCUCCCUCCUUCCCUCCCUCCUCCUCCCUCCCUCCUUCCCUCCCUCUCCCUUCCCUCCCUCCUUCCCUCCCUCCUCCCUCCUCCCUCCCUCCCUCCCUCCCUCCCUCCCUCCUUCCCCCCCUCCCUCCUUCCCUCCCUCCCUCCCUCCCUCCUUCCCUCCCUCCCUCCCUCCUUCCCUCCCUCCCUCCCUCCCUCCCUCCUUCCCUCCCUCCCUCCCUCCUUCCCUCCCUCCCCUCCCUCCUUCCCUCCCUCCCUCCUUCCCUCCCUCCCUCCUCCCUCCCUCCCUCCCUCCCUCCCUCCCUCCUUCCCUCCCUCCCUCCCUCCCUCCAUCCCCUCCCUCCCUCCCCUCCCUCCCUCCCUCCCUCCCUCCCUCCCUCCCUCCCUCCCUCCCUCCCUCCCUCCCUCCCUCCCUCCCUCCCUCCCUCCCUCCCUCCCGCCCCGCCCGCCCUCCCUUCCCUCGCUUCCUGGCUAUCUCCUUCUUCCUUCCUCUCUCCCUCCCUCCCUCCUUCCUUUCUUCCUUCCCUCCUCUUCCCAUCCCUCCUCCUUCCCUCAUCGUUCUCCCCCUCCCGUUUUCCAUCCUCAUUGACCCCCUAUUUCCCUCCUCCCCUUCCCUCGUGUUUAUUCCGUGCAUCCCUCCUCAAUGCCUUAUAGAGGACACGUGGCAGCAAUCCUAUGGAAGAGAGAGACAGUGUGGAGUAAAUUCCACCCAUGUCCUCCAUCUCUCUUGCCUUAACACCAACAACCCGCUCGCCUCUUCACAGUCCCUCUCACCGUCUGCCGCCUGCCUCGCACCACCCCCUUGCCGCUCAAUCACUCCCACCCCCCUCUCUCUCAUUGUGCGGAGCAGCACAACGGAGAUCCUGGCAUCAGUGAAGGAGGCAGUGGCGAUGGUGGAGGAGGAGGUGGCUGCCAACGCUGCUGGCGCCCGCCCCCGCGCGCCUUCCGCUGCUGCUGGGCUCGCCUCCGCCAUCCCCAGAGGCGCCAUGCAGAGGGACAGCAGCACGUACUGUGACGAGCCAGAGGACACAGAUGACUUUGCCAAGUGGGUCGAAUCUUUCGACCUCAAAAACAGGGAGGCGGACGUGGAGGCAGUGCUUAAGGACAAUGCAUUCAUGCAGGAGCUGCAGUCACGCAUUGUGCCGUUGAUCGUGGAGCGCGAGACCUUCUGGACGCGCUACUUCUACCGCCUCUACCGCCUGCAACAGGCCGAGGACGCCCGCGCCGACCUUGUCAAGAGGGCGACAACAUCAGAGGAGGAGGACCUGAGCUGGGAUGUGGACGAUGAUGCAGAUGACGCUCAGAGCAGCCCUGCAGCCGCCCACCAUGGCGCUGCGGGGAUGGAGAAGCGGGCACAGAGGAUUGGGGAAGCAAAAGAUGCAGGAGCAGGGGAGGGCGAGAAGGAGAGAGAUGCAUCAAGUCCAGCUGCGACAUCGCCGCAACCAGAACCAAGUAAUCGCAGCAACAGCAGUGACAGCUCAGCAGGCAGUGAGUGGCAAGUUGUGUCUAAAGAUGAUGCUUCUAAGGAGGACGGAUUGAAGGCAUCACAACCCUCUGCUGCUGCUCUUACUACAGCAGCUGAGGCGGCUGCCGCUCCUGCUUCUGACGUGUCAGAACCUGCAGCUCUGGUCUCCCAGCCUGCUGCUGAGCCUACAGUUGCCAGCGGUUCAAAUAAAACAAGUGCGGACGGCGAAGGGGCGAAGGAAGAAGGAAACGAGAAAAAGAAUGAGGCAGAGGCGAGGGGAGGGAAGGGCAAGAAGGAAGGUGGAGUUGAAGAGGAGGAUGAGGUAAGCCAGAGAUGA
Molecule: messenger RNA, 2688 nt
Organism: Closterium sp. NIES-65
Lineage: Eukaryota; Viridiplantae; Streptophyta; Zygnematophyceae; Desmidiales; Closteriaceae
Source: the annotation of a GenBank genome assembly